AUGGUCAACUCCCGAUGUGGAUCCGUCUGCUCUGACCAGGGCUGUGGCCAGGAGACCUGCUGCCGCCCCAGCUGCUGCCAGACCACCUGCUGCCAGACCACCUGCUGCCGCCCCACCUGCUGUGUGUCCAGCUGCUGCCGCCCCUCUUGCUGUGGCUCCAGCUGCUGUGGCUCCAGCUGCUGCAGACCUACCUGUGGCAUCUCUAGCUGCUGCCGCCCCACCUGUGGCAUCUCUAGCUGCUGCCGCCCCACCUGCUGCCAGACCACCUGCUGCCGCCCCACCUGCUGUGUGUCUAGCUGCUGCCGCCCCUCUUGCUGUGGCUCCAGCUGCUGUGGCUCCAGCUGCUGCAGGCCCACGUGUGGCAUCUCUAGCUGCUGCCGCCCCACCUGCUGUGUGUCUAGCUGUUGCCGCCCCUCUUGCUGCGGCUCCAGCUGCUGCAGGCCCACCUGUGGCAUCUCUAGCUGCUGCCGCCCCACCUGCUGUCAGACCACCUGCUGCCAGACCACCUGCUGCCGCCCAGUCUGUUCUAGUGGUUCCUGCUGCUGAGUGCCCUGACCUGCACCCACCUGGUUUUCAUCAACCCAUCUUCUUAAUGUCAUCCAGCUGACAUGAGUCAUGAGAGGCCAAUUGUAAAACCUCAGGUCUGACUGAUUCUUAAGCUGAUUUUGGCUUCUAAAUAUACUGCCCCCCCCCCCCACCAUGUUACUCUCUCCUUCUUACAUGAAAAAAAAAGUUUGAAUUUUCUCUGAAGUUCUUCAAUCAACAUGUUAUUCCAAUUGACAUAUUUCUUCCCUGUCAGAUUUUGUCAUAGGAGAUGUUCCUAUAUCUUAAAUAAAUCUCAAUUUUCCAGGCAUGCAAAUACAAGAGCAUGGUGUCUCGUUUUUCCUUCUGGAACCCUCAUCCUUAUCUGUCCAUUGUUCUGCUGUUCUCUGUGGAGAGCAGAGUUUAGUAGGAGAUUUCAGGAUUUCUCACUCUAUUCCCACAUCAUCCUCAUGUUAUUGUAGAGAGAGGGCUCCCCCCAGCAGGCACCUGUACCUCCCUGCCUGAGCACUCUCUUUGCAUCAGGGAGCAGGCUCUGGGCAGCCCACGGUCGGAGUUAAUGUCUCAGGAGCACUGCCCAGCCAGUGGACGGGAAGCUCUGGUCAACGCCGUAGCUUCCUUUCCUCCAGGGGCGGAGUGCUCUUCCAGUUGCCGGAGGUCCGCAGUGGGAUUGAACCCCAGCUGUCUGUAGGAGUAACAUGCUCAUUAAAUCACUUACACUGCGGAUCGAGAAUCCAGACACAGCUCCGAGGGCCUCUCUAGUUCAUCAUCUUUUCACAACGCUGAAAUCAAGGCAUUAGCGUGCACUGGCAUCUUCUCUGAAGUCUUGACUGAGGGAGAAUCCAACUCCAAGUUCACUCACGUGGUUGUUGACAGGAUUCAGUUCCUUGAGGGCCUUUAGAGUCACAGCCUCAGUUCCUUGCUGCUGUCACAUGGAGACUAUUCUCCGUGCUUUGCCACAUAGGUGUGUAUCUCUGCCACACACAUGUGUACAGAGAUACACACAGCUGCUUACUUCAUCAAAGCCAGUGAGGGAGAGAGAAAGCUGGCUAACAAGAAGCAAGUCACA
Molecule: messenger RNA, 1609 nt
Organism: Phyllostomus discolor (pale spear-nosed bat)
Lineage: Eukaryota; Metazoa; Chordata; Mammalia; Chiroptera; Phyllostomidae
Product: keratin-associated protein 4-6-like
Exons: 1
Coding region: 1-546 (181 amino acids)
Cellular component (GO): keratin filament
Source: RefSeq, a predicted model, not a curated record